This is a messenger RNA of Botrytis sinoallii, 1587 nucleotides long. RefSeq lists its product as uncharacterized. The transcript is spliced from 2 exons. The coding region runs from base 1 to 1587 and encodes 528 amino acids. Gene Ontology annotation, biological process: transmembrane transport. Gene Ontology annotation, molecular function: transmembrane transporter activity. Lineage: Eukaryota; Fungi; Ascomycota; Leotiomycetes; Helotiales; Sclerotiniaceae. The record is from RefSeq and is a predicted model, not a curated record.
AUGUUCGACUUAGCACCCCGCCCCGAUGAACCGAUCGUUAUCUCAACGACCCAUAAAUCAUAUCGAUUGGGAAAAGAUAGAGGACUACCACCUCAUCUUGUUGGUGAACAGAGCAACUAUCUCGUCGAACUAACAGAUGAAAAUGACCCUGCCAAUGCAAAGUCAUGGACUUUUGGAAGGAAGAUGAGAACUGCUGCAGUUCUUGGUUUUGAUACUCUUAUCGCAUCAUGGGGUUCAUCUGUAUACUCAGCAGCUGUGGCACCAGUUGCCUACGAAUUUGGCGUCAGUGAGGUUGUGUCUAUUCUUGGUCCCUUGUUCUUUGGUCCAAUAUCUGAACUCUAUGGUCGAAAGAAACCUGUAACCUUAGCAUGCUUUGUUUUCACCUGCUUUAUGUUUGCAGCGGCAACUGCCAAGGACUUCCAAACAUUGAUGUUAUGUCGAUUCUUCGCAGGUGUCUUCGCUUCUUGCCCCUUGGCUGUCGUCGGUGGCGCUUUCGCUGAUAUGUUUGGAAACGAGACUCGAGGUAUUGCUAUUGCUGCUUUCUCAGCAUUGGUAUUUAUCGGCCCUUUCAUCUCGCCUAUCGUUGGAGCAUUCAUCACCACCUCUCACCUUGGUUGGAGAUGGACCGAAUACAUCACUGGUAUCAUGGGUGCUCUCGCUUUCAUUCUCGACAUCUUGUUCCUCGAGGAAACAUACGCCAAAACACUCCUCCAAAGCCGAGCAGGAAAGAUUCGAAAAGAGACUGGUAACUUUGCCAUUCACCAUAUCAGUGAAGAAGAGAUCAUCAGCUUUGAUGAUCUUGUCAGAAAGCAUUUGUUCCUCCCGUUCAAGCUUCUCUUCGGAGAGCCAAUCGUAUUCCUCAUCACCAUCUAUACCGCUUUCAUCUAUGGUAUCUUGUAUCUUUUCUUGGAAGCCUACCCUAUUGUGUUCGCUGAAUACCGUGGAAUCGACCCAGCAGUUGCAACACUACCAUAUUUGGGAAUGAUCAUUGGUGUUCUCUUCGGUUGUGGUAUCGUCAUUGCCUUCGAGCCAAGAUAUAAUCGCAAACUCAAGGCGAACGGUGGUAUUCCAGUUCCAGAAGAGAGACUUGUUCCAAUGAUGGUUGGUGCUUGUCUAUUCCCAUGUGGUCUAUUCUGGUUUGCAUGGACAGGAAACUAUCCAUCCAUCAACUGGGCCGCUCCAACUGUCAGUGGUAUAUUAACUGGAGCCGGUAUUAUGACCAUCUUCUUACAAGCUUUGAACUACCUCAUCGAUUCAUAUUUGUUUGUCGCUGCCAGUGCGAUCGCUGCCAAUACCUUCCUUCGAUCUUUCUUCGGUGCUGGAUUCCCAUUGUUUGCCACAGCAAUGUUCCACAAUCUCGGUGUCCAAUGGGCUGGUAGUUUGUUGGGUUUCUUGGCUAUCGCAUUUUUACCAAUUCCUUUCUUGUUCUACAAGUACGGUGAAAGAUUGAGAAAGAUGUCUCGUCAUGCUCCAACCGAUUUCGGUGUACCUAAGAAUCAGCCAGUCGACGAGGAGACUGGCACUGGCACUGCAGUUACCACUGCUGCACCUUCGAUUGAAGAGGAGAAACCAGAACGGGUGGUGUAA